AAACUCUAGUCGUGUACAGGUCGUUUGCCUGUUCAUAGGAGCCCCGACCCCAGCACCGACUUCUUGCCCCUUUCCCAACCUUUCCAGCCUUCACUUUGUCACACCUGUGGAGCCCUCGAGCAGCCUCCACCUCCUCUUCAGCUUUCUGCCUCACACUUGCCCAGCUCAGACCAUGCUGCACCCAGCCUGGGAGCCCCAGGGGGGAUUCUCCUUUGAAAACUGCCAGAGAAAUACAUUUCUGGAAACUUCUCUAAAUGGACUCCGUGUCCCCCAUGCCCGCAAAACUGGGACCACCAUCGCUGGCCUUGUAUUUCAGGAGGGAGUUAUCCUUGGGUCAGACACCCGGGCUACCGAUGACUCAGUUGUGGCUGACAAGAACUGUGAAAAAAUCCACUUCAUUGCCCCCAAUAUCUACUGCUGUGGAGCAGGUGUGGCAGCGGAUGCAGAGAUGACCACACAGAUAUUGGCGUCCAACAUGGAGCUGCAUGCUUUGUCCACCAGCCGGAAGCCACAGGUGGCUACCGUCACGCGAAUGCUCCGUCAGAUGCUAUUCCGCUACCAAGGCCACAUUGGGGCCUCCCUGAUUAUAGGGGGAAUGGAUGUCACAGGCCCCCAUCUCUACAGCGUGCAUCCCCAUGGCUCCUACAGCCACGUACUCUUCACUGCCAUGGGUUCUGGACAGGGACCAGCCAUCUCUGUGCUAGAGGAUCGCUUCAAACCAAACAUGACGCUGGAGGAAGGCCAGCAGCUGGUGGUAGAGGCAGUGACUGCUGGGAUCCUGGAAGACCUGGGCUCAGGAAGCAAUGUGGAUGUGUGUGUGAUCACCCAGGAUGGAGCCAAGUUCCAGAGGGCAGUGAGCACACCAGCUGUUCUCUCCAAGAGGCAAGGCAAGUAUCACUACCCAGUGGGUACUACAGCAGUAAUGAAGGAAACUGUGAUGCCGCUGCCAUUGGAGAUGAUUGAGGAGACUGUGCAGACAAUGGAGGUAGAGUGAACGAGCCCUUCUGGUCACAAGGUUCUGCACUGUCAUGGGAAACUUCCUGGAUAAUAAAAGCCUUUGACAUGAA
Gracilinanus agilis (Agile Gracile Mouse Opossum) is the source of this 1067-nucleotide messenger RNA. It is a transcript of the gene PSMB10, whose product is annotated as proteasome 20S subunit beta 10. The transcript has 8 exons. The record is from RefSeq and is a predicted model, not a curated record. NCBI's taxonomy places the organism in Eukaryota, Metazoa, Chordata, Mammalia, Didelphimorphia, Didelphidae. Gene Ontology annotation, cellular component: proteasome core complex. Gene Ontology annotation, molecular function: threonine-type endopeptidase activity. Bases 173 to 994 code for a protein of 273 amino acids.